CUACCGGCGCGCCCCGCCCGUCUCCUGGAAGAUGCGAGAGGAGGCCAAACGGCCUAGCGUCGGCAGGGGCUCCAUUCAACUGCCCGCCCAGCCCGUAGACGCUGGGGAAGUGCCCCUGCCCGGUCGGGCCGGGGCCACGCUCUCGUCGGGAUGCCACCUGCUCAUGGGCAAGCCGGAGUGGCGCCGCACCGAGAUCCCCUUGCCCGGGAAGUCCCAGGUGGUGUUCAUGCGGCCCAGAACCUCCCAGGCUCCCGUGCUCUUCAGCUUGAUGAAUGCCAGUGAAGUGGCUGUGAAAAAAUUUUUACCCAAGAGCCACUUAUCAAGAGUGAUUAUCCAAGACAACCUCAGUGCCCAGCGCGUCUAUGAGUUGGAGACGAGAGCAGCAGACAAGACUAAGAAGAAAAUGGGCCACCUCUUUGACCACUUGAAGAAGAAGUUCAUGACAGAGCAGCUGAGGAAGCUGAGCCGCUGGCACCGGGAGGCGCUGCCCAUCCAGAGAUACCUGGAGAGCAUCCAGAAGUACCGGCACGAGGCCGAGCGCGAGCCCAGGCCCAGGAAGAAGGUGGAGACUCUGAAAAGUACACGUGUCAAGAAAAACUUGGUCCUCGGCUGAGCCGACAAGAGGGGUCCUCAUCCGGGGAGGGGAGGAGGCCAUGCAACUAAACUCUCCUCUUGUUCACCGUUUCCUUGGCCUCUCGGAUACCUGGGUCACAACUUCAGAAAGGAGGGUUAGGGCUGGCUUGAUUGCUGUGUGACUUUGGGUAAGCCCUUCACCUCUCUCGGCCUCAGUUGCCUCUUUUGUCAAACGAAGCUUAUGACGUACCUUACCGUUCUGAACUCUCUGAACCCCUGAGGAAGAGUCAUUAUUAGGUGAGGUAGGGGAGGGGCGAGUGAGGAGAUGUGCCCACAAUGGCAAGUUCACCUCCUAGUUGGCUUUCCAUCACACCUGGGCAGAGAAGGCGAUUUCAUGGAUGGGAGAAGUAAGGCUCGGCAGCGAGCCCAAGGCCAUGAUUAGUAAAUUGGGAAAGGGCCUAACCACAAGGUUCUGAUCACAAGUCCAGUCCUUUUCCCACUAUAAAAUGACAACUUUCAUCAUAGAAUUGUAAGAGCCGUAGAGAUUAUCUAGCCAGAACUUCUGGCCGGAGGAAAAUGAGGCUCAGAGCAGAAAGUUACUUGUUCGAUUUCUGAUAUAAAAUUAGUGUCCAAGCUGGGACUAGAUCCCAGGACCCUGCCUGAGAAGCAGAGAAAACUCAAAUGGGCUCCAGUUGUACAAAUGUUUAUUGAGCUCCCUACUUUGUAGAUGCCACAGGCCCAUACGAGCUCAGUUCUGGAAGUGGAAGGGACUCUCCAAGCUUUAGAAUCCAACCCUCUCACUUUACAGGUGAGGCAACUGAGGCACAGGGAGGUGAAAUGAUUUGCUCAGGGCAACCCAGCAAGUGUGUAAGGCAGGAUUCAAACUCAUCUUACUGACCUUUUAAGUCCAGUGCUCUACCCACUGUCCCAAGGGACAAAUUCCCACAUAGACUUGGGCAAGUAAGGGAGUCCUUGGCCUUAAGGAACUUAGAGUGAGGGAGGUAACAUUCAAAUAAUCAGGUAGGAUGGAUUUCAGGUCCACUCUAGAAAAUCCCCAGAUUUGCAUCCCAAGGGUCAACCUUUCUCCACAUGUCUCAAAGCCCACAUAGGCCAAAACCUCAAGUCCAAACUGGAUUCAUCUUCCCCCUCCAACAUGGCACCAGCCAGCCAGCCAUCCACUCAGCCUUUUUUCUGAGCUCCUCUGGCAACACCUGCUGCCUUUUGGACACUCAAGACUUGUUUAAGCCAGAUUUCACCUUGCCCCGUGUUUGAAUUGUCAUCCUCCUCCUCACCUAGACUCCUCUCUUGUGCUCCUUGCCUCGGUAUCCCCGAUAUCUGGCACGUGGUAAGUGUUUGAUAUUUAUUGACUGACUCUCUUAUCAAGGAAAUCACAUUGUGGUGGCAGAAAGUCAGGGUUCUAGAUUUCCUCCUGCUGUUUCUUGAUUGCAUCACUCUCCUUCCCGAGCCUCAGAUACCUCACCUGCAAUCAUCGUAAAAGCCAUUCCUGGAGUGUUUUCUUGAGGGGAACAACACAUACACAUGAGUGCAGUAGACUGAGUGGGGGCCAGAGAUCAGCAAAGGCUUCCUGGGGACUGAAGUGCUGGAGCUGAGUUGUGUGUGAUGAAGGAGAGGAAGGGGGUGCAUUCCAGAUAGGGGGCAAACAGCCCGAAGAGAUGGAAUGGUAUUGAUGAAAUGGCAGAUGGGGGCAGAUGAGCUUUAGCAAAAAAUUCUUUCUCGUUGCUUAUGUCUUUGUCAUCACGCUUCUGACUGAAAAGCACUAAGAAAACGAGACGUCGCUGUGUUUAUUGUUUAAUGAGCACCAAAAAAAGGUUUGGUUUGUUAAAGCAAAAAGGUCAUCAGACAAGUCCUCCGUACAGCUACAAAGCUCAUGCUAAUUCAGGGACUCUGACAGGGUCUCGAGAGACACACAUCAAUCAGGAAGACGGAGAUGACUGCCGAUGGUGGAAAGAAAGCUGCUCUGUGGCUGUACGCAAUGCUGCCCUUCUCAUCCUGCUAAGGGCCGUCCCUCCACUGGUGCUCACUUUCAUUCCCGGAUGGGCUCCUAGCAAUGGUAGUGGGCAUGGGCCACUGGGCGUGGGCUCGGGGCAGCUCGGGCCAAAUCCCAGCUGGGCACUCCCUAGUGUCAAAACCCCAUGGCAAACAGUAUCUUUCCUGCUCAGUUUCCUCAUCCGUGAUGCUGGAGGUUCAUGAGUGCUUGCUGGCUGCAGGGCACACUUCCCAAGGUGACCCAGGGGCACCACCGGCACUGACUGGACAAGGAGGAGGGCCAGUGCUGGUCGCUCUUUGCCUGUCUUGAA
Messenger RNA from Vombatus ursinus (common wombat), 2891 nucleotides. It is a transcript of the gene CUNH5orf52, whose product is annotated as chromosome unknown C5orf52 homolog. The record is from RefSeq and is a predicted model, not a curated record. The transcript has 3 exons. Bases 32 to 613 code for a protein of 193 amino acids. Lineage: Eukaryota; Metazoa; Chordata; Mammalia; Diprotodontia; Vombatidae.